UAUAUAUCGAUUCCAGCCAACGAUGACACUAUGACUUCAAUUCGAUUGAUUCUUAACAAAUUAGUAUUUUCAAUUUGUGAGGGCCGUUCUCUCUAUAUAAGAAAUCGUUGAUUAAGAAUAUAUAGUGAAUUCUUGGGCAACUGCGUAAAUUUAUGGAAUCACUUACUUUACUAUAUCUUUUUUUUGCAUAGAUUUUUUUUGCAUAGAAAAAAGAAGGGGAAUAUUGAUAUAUAUUAGAGGGUAUUGAUAUAUAUUAUGAUCUGAUGUGCUUUCUUGGUAUCCUAAAUAUAAGAUUAAUACUUCAAUUUGCUGAGUUGAGAAAGAGAUGGUUGAAUCAAAAGAAUUCCUUUUUUGACGUUCAAUUUUUAUCACAGGACAAUAUGAAUAUUAUACCUUAUUCCAAUAAAACACUCAAGGGGUUAUAUGAUAUAUCGGGUGUAGAAGUAGGCCAACACUUCUAUUGGCAAAUAGGAGGUUUCCAAACUCAUGCCCAAGUACUCAUCACUUCUUGGGUCGUAAUUACUAUCUUGCUAGGUUCAGUUGUCAUAGCUGUUCGGAAUCCACAAACCAUCUCGACCGACGGUCAGAAUUUUUUUGAAUAUGUCCUUGAGUUUAUUCGAGACUUGAGCAAAACUCAGAUUGGAGAAGAAUAUGGUCCCUGGGUUCCCUUUAUUGGAACUAUGUUCCUUUUUAUUUUUGUUUCGAAUUGGUCAGGUGCUCUUUUACCUUGGAAAAUUAUAGAGUUACCCCAUGGGGAAUUAGCAGCGCCCACGAAUGAUAUAAAUACUACUGCUGCUUUAGCUUUACUUAUGUCAGCGACAUAUUUUUAUGCUGGUCUUAGCAAAAAAGGAUUGAGCUAUUUCGAGAAAUAUAUUAAACCAACUCUAAUCCUUUUACCAAUUAACAUCCUAGAAGAUUUCACAAAACCAUUAUCGCUUAGCUUUCGACUUUUCGGGAAUAUAUUGGCAGAUGAAUUAGUCAUUGUUGUUCUUGUUUCUUUAGUCCCCUUAGUAAUCCCUAUACCGGUCAUGUUUCUUGGAUUAUUUACAAGCGGUAUUCAAGCUCUUAUUUUUGCAACAUUAGCCACACCCUAUAUAGGUGAAUCCAUGGAGGGUCAUCAUUGAAUUGACUCUUUUUGGAAAUAGUAAUUUUUUUGCAGCUUAGCUCAAUUCAUGCAUGGUUCCAGAUAAUCUGCUUGGUUGCAAAAAAAAUAGUUAGAAAUGCGUAUGAAUAUAUAGCCUAGAGUUGUAGGAGAGAGAAUAGAAUAGACUAUAUUAUGGAAUUUUCAAAGUAUAUAUGCAUUAAGGAGGGUGGAGUCAGGCUAGAUCUAUACUAUAAUAUCCUUAAUGUCUAUAAGUGGAGUCCUCUUUUAUGCAGGUUUCCACUUUAAGCAAUGAUAUUUUAGAAUCCGAUUCAAUAGAAAAUGAGAAAAUAUGCAAACAAAAUAGAAGAAACAAAUGUAUAUAUAUAUAGGAUAUUAUAUUAUAUAUUCCUAGGUUAGAUUCAUUAUCUAAUCCGAUAUAUGGAUAUGGAAUUCCUUUCUAUGUAGUUCGGACAAUUCACAUUAUCAUUUCAAUUUGAUUUCAAUUAUUACUUUUUAGUUACUUUACUUCUCCCCAAUAGAGCUUAGAAGUAAGAAUUUAUUGGUUGAUUGUAUCCUUAACCAUUUCUUUU
Aegilops tauschii subsp. strangulata is the source of this 1674-nucleotide messenger RNA. The record is from RefSeq and is a predicted model, not a curated record. Lineage: Eukaryota; Viridiplantae; Streptophyta; Magnoliopsida; Poales; Poaceae.